GCAAUCGCGCGCUCGUCACGUGACUGUCGUUUGCAGUCAUGGCCGACGACUACAGACGAAGCGUCGAGCUGGAGAGGAGGAUUUUUGAGUUAGAUAACAAGUGUGCCACACUUCGAACCGAGAAACCAGAUGAUGACUACUUACAGAAUGCCUCUUCCAUACUAGACAAGUUGAAAACCUAUUAUAGACAUGGAGGAGAGAGCAGCAGCCUCCCUAAACUUCUGCAGGAUUAUACACAGGUUGUCUUGGACAUUACAUUCUACGAGGAAAACAAGCUUGUAGAUCAGGAGUUUCCUGAGGACACUUCUCCUUUCAAAAUCCAGCAGUUACUACAGGACUUGACAGAGCCAGAGGUGUUAGCAGGGCGACUGGUACCUGCUCAAGAGGUGCAGUCUGUGCUUGGACUGGAGCUGCUGGAAUGCCUAUACUGGAGGCGUGGGGCAUUAUUAUAUAUGUACUGCCACACACUACACCAGCGCAAGCAGUGGAUCAAGAAGAACAAAGCCACAUUCCUUAAGUGUCUUCAAGAAGGUGUGCGUUACCUUAUGAGAAUGUUGCAAGUGAGGAACUCAGUCAAGCUGAACGAUGGUGUGGUUUUUCAUGACUCUGCAACCGCCAAUUUUCUGGCAGAAGGUAUCUUUUCUGAUACUCACUUGCUUACAAUGAUGUACAUUGGUGAGAUGUGUUUCUGGGCAGUGAAAUAUGAGGACUGCAGCAUGGACACCACAGAGCGCAAAGAGGACAGGCUUCAUUUCCGAGAUAUUGGCACACAAAUCCUCCAUAAGUAUGUGCUGGCAUGCGAGGGGCCACUUCAGGGUCAGGGCUGGAACACGGAGAAUGCCAAGGAGAUCCUUAGUAUUUUACAGUAAACCUGGAGAGAGCUUUUAGGAGAGGAGGUUCACAAAAUGUCAUUGUUCUGAAGCUAGCAAAAAAAAAAAAAAAUUAAACAAACAAAAAAGAUUAAAAAAGAAAAAUACUGAAUACAAAAAAGGCACUUAUCUUCCGGUCCAGAUUUGCUUUCUGGAUGUGUGUUUUCGCUGAGAAUGUGGAAUAAUACUUCUAAUGUAAAAUAUAAACAAAUAACUAUUUGUUUAAGGAAACAGUUAUUCCAGCUGAGAAGCAUCACACAACUUUUUAUUUAUUUUUAUUUUUAUUUAUUUAUUUUUAGUUCAUUACAUUUAUAUAUGUCAUUUAUAUAUGUUAAAAGAAAUGGUACAAAUGAGAUGAGAGGGAGAUGCAGAUAUAUGUUGCAUAUUUAAGUAUUCGUGACCAUUUUUAAUUAUGGACCUUUUCUUUUUAAUAACAUCUUUGUAUAUGACACCUCUUCUGCUCACUUAUUCAAAGUUACAUCUUUACUGCUUUCUUUGACCAGAUGUAAUGUUCAGAGAUGGGAAUUUGGAUAUUUUGAUAGUAUACUUUUAAAAUGCUAAACCUUUUGGUCAUUAUUCUUUUUAAAAGGAAGUUCAUUUUUUUUUUUUUUUUUAUGUCUUCAUUGAAAUAAAUUUUGGGUUAAGAAAUGUGAAUGUGCGAGUGAUAUUUUGGUUUCACAUGCAUUUAGAUGUUGUUAUACCAGAAAAGUUAUUUGGAGUGUUAAUAGAUAAAGGUUGCUGAUUGCCUUCAUGUUUCCAGUGAUUGUCAAAAGGUUUCCAGACAAAUGAUCUCAAGUUGUAUCUGUAUUUUAUUCCCUCAUUGCUAAUCUUGUAAUGUUAACAUAGUAACAACUAACAUUCAUAAAGCUUCAAGGUGAGGCAAUUAAAAAAAAACAUAACAGUUUAUUUAACUGUCCAGCUUGAGAGUUCUGAAAAGUGCAAACACUUUUGGUGCUGGUGUAAUAUUCAUAAGACAAUAUUUAUUUUCAAAACAAAGACAUGUGCUUAAUGUGAUCUAAAGCUUACAUUGCUAUCAGUUUUGGGGUAAUUAGCUACCCUACAUAAUGUUAGUGCCUUUUACUGGUUAAUAUGAUUUUGUUGAAUGUGUACACUUGUUUGAAGUAAACACACAAAAGAUGA
Pimephales promelas (fathead minnow) is the source of this 2009-nucleotide messenger RNA. RefSeq names its product rab7a interacting mon1-ccz1 complex subunit 1 (gene rimoc1). Gene Ontology annotation, biological process: mitophagy. Lineage: Eukaryota; Metazoa; Chordata; Actinopteri; Cypriniformes; Leuciscidae. The record is from RefSeq and is a predicted model, not a curated record.